UCGCGAUCAACCCAAAGCGAGAGCACGAGAGGCAGGAGGGGGAUUUCCAGCUCGAGCCCCCACUUCCCGAGCCAGCCGUUGUUUUGCUUUCGGUCUGGACACAGAAACAGAAAAAAACGACGGCCACGCUUUCCCUUUUCACUUAAAACCCUCAAAUAACUUAACGCGUCCAACUUCGGCUGCGCUGGUUGUUGUGACAGCAGGACUGAGAGGCUACAGGCCGUCCAAACUGAACAGGACACAAUGCCAGUAGAAAGAAUGAGGAUGCGGCCGUGGCUGGAGGAGCAGAUCAACUCCUGCCAGAUACCAGGACUUAAAUGGGUUAAUGAAGAAAAGAGAAUCUUCCAGAUCCCAUGGAUGCAUGCAGCGCGGCACGGAUGGGACCUGGAGAAAGAUGCUCCGCUCUUCAUGAGAUGGGCUGUACAUACCGGUAAAUACCAGCCAGGCAUAGACCGUCCAGAUCCAAAGACGUGGAAGGCUAAUUUCCGCUGUGCCAUGAACAGUUUGCCAGACAUCGAGGAGGUAAAGGACAAAAGCAUCAAAAAGGGAACAAACGCCUUCAGAAUGUAUCGGAUGCUCUCCUUGUCAGAGAGAAGCAUGAAGAAAGGAAAGAAGAAGACGGACAAGGAGGGGAGGGCCAAGGGAAACAAAGAGCAUCGGGUAGUUUCUCCGUCUCAAGACAGGACUCCCUCCGAUGCUCACGUGGGACCUAUUGACUACACCAUACAGGAGACCAUCAAACAGGAAUGGAUCAAGCAGGAACCACUGGAGCUCACAGUGACGGACAGUGCCUCAGCCAUCAGCUCAGUAGACGGCCAUGUGAUCACCAGCGAGCAGCUGCCGUUCGUCUGUCAGACGAUCGAAGUGACCACUGAGAACGAAGAGCAGACUGUCAGCUCCUCCCACUCGUACCCGCUCCAAAUCUCUCCUGUGUCUUCAUGCUGCGGCAGUGACACGGACAGUGACACAGAGGACACCAGAGAAGGUGUCAGUACAGUGUGGAGGCGGGGCUACAGCACAUCAGUUCUCAGGGUUCCUUCAUGUUCUCUUCCUGGCAUGGCCACCUUCGUCAGUACAAGCAAGCCAAACUUCAGGGUCACCAGCACACGGGACCCGGCCCCGCUCAUCAGCUACCACACUGACGGCUGGAUGCCUGCCUACAGCCAGAACUCUCUCGCGUCUGCGGCGACCAGCCACACCCACGAGAUGCGUGCAAGUGUCAUUAUGAAAACCUCGGACGUGACUCCCUCCUGACCCCUGACCCCUGAUGAGGGAGUGUUAUCACUGCUACCAGGGCAUAGGAAUAACAGAGAUAGUUUGUUUUCUCCAUCUUGGCUGCAUGCAGCCAUAAGAGGGUGAGCUUGAAAAACCCUAAGAUUUUUUUUUUGUCGCUUCCUGUCUGGGCGAAUUCAAACUGCUGCUGACUAGUGUUAACUAAAUUCUCCAUGGCUUGACAUGUCCAUUAAUUUGUCAGCACCUGUACCCAAUUUUUAUAUUUUUUUCUGCAUCUUUAUAGAUGCAAGGGUCUGAGUGAUGUAAAUGUCAUUACCUUCCAUGUCUGCAAGGAUUUGCGGACCAUCCACGUGAAAAUGCAAAACUAUGAUCACGUGGACCGCAUACAACGUCAGUCAUGUAUGCAGACAUGUGGUAUAAGCAGACCUUGUGUGUGCCCGUUGUCCCUGUCCGUUUUGGGUGACAUCUGGCCUUUUAGACACCAUAAUUGUCCACGUGUCAAUGGUCAGCCAUUUUCUCUGCUGCUUUGUGCCAACACUUUAGCAUACAUUACACCUAAUCAAGGAAGUUCAUCACUUUUAUCUAAUUUGCUUUAAGUUGUAAAAAUGUAAUGUUUCUUUUAAUGCAAAGCCUGUAGAUGAAUACACACUUGAAUGAAUUAUCUUUGAGUCAGUAUUGCCUUACUGCAGGGUUUAACCUCUAGCCUCAUUUUCAUCGUCUUUAUUGUGAUUUUUAGUGGAACACAGUUUCCGAUCAAACUAAAAGACCCAAAUAGUUUGUCAAAGUCUUUUUUUUUUGCAAUUACAGUUGUCAAAGCCCCCUCAUAUAACUGCCCCGUGUCCUUUAAAGGAACACUUCACCCACAAAAUGACCUUUGUAUAUCCGUUGCUUACCCCAUGUUACCUUGAAUCUUGGAGAAAACUUUGUUUUUCUCACAUGACUCCAUGUCUGAUUCUCAUUGGUCAGACAGUCGCUGGUGUUACUUAAGUAAGGCCAUCUGUCAACCAAAGCGUUUCAUAACACCAACGCAAAACAACAUUUUUUGUUCAUCGCUUGCAUCUGUCCUCGCUGAUGAUUGCGCUAUGUAAUAUUUGUCCCGCCUCUUCUCCACUGCGAUUGGACGGCUGGUGACAGUGAUGAGGGCAGAAGAACGUUUUUCUCCCAGGCCCGUAUUUAACAACAGCAAAACUUUAUCAAAACAAUCUCUCACACAACUCGUGCAAUGCAGUCUCAUUAAUCCAGACGUAUGCUCAGUAUUUCCCAAACACGUACAUUUUCACAACGAUAUUACAUUUUAAAACACGCCAGCACAAAGAGUCACCUGCAUGGCCGGGUAGCGAGCCUGGGCAAGAGUGUGCGUUUGAACCUGGCUGUCUCAGUUAACUUUGAAAACAUGUUUUUGCUGUCUUUAAAUUGUUGACUUUAAUUCGUGAGGAAUGUUCGCUCUCUUUGGAUCCUCCGUUCACUGCGGAGUCAUGCGAAAAAACGUUUGCUUCCAAAUGCAAGGUAACAUGGGGUGAAUAACAUACCUGAAUGGUCAUUUUGCACGUAAAGUAUUCUGAUAAGACUGCUCACCAUGAAGUAUUAGGAAAGACCACCUGCUAUCUUAAAGUAGUGUAUGCUCAAGUGUAAGCAUGAAACGUGGCACUAAAUGCUCUCCUGACACACACUGAUGGAACAAAGAUGCGUUCAUAACAAAGCGAUGAAUGCAGCAUUUCAUGGGGAAUUACAUCUCUGUUGGCAAACCAGCUCAACCAGCAGCAAGUUGCAAAAAGAAUCGAAGGCAUGUCGUUAUCAUGAUUAAGACUGACAAUCAUCAUGAAGCCUCGACUGGCCCCGCAGUGGAAAGCAGAUGCGUGUGUGUCUGUCUGGAGACCUCAGGACAAUGUACCCGCCAACACAGACAGAUGAACAGACAGAACUGACUCACUGACAGACAGACUGACAGACUGUGAACAAUGUAUUCAUGUCUUCUCCUCUCCUCUGCCUCCUGGUGUUAAUAAUGUACAUAGCUCGUAUGUAUGCAAGCCGCUUCAGCACCUUACGGACAGCACUAUGUGUGUGUGUGUGUGUGUGUUUGUGUGAGAGAAAAAGCCUUAUUGAAGAUGUGUGCCUUUGAUAGAGUAUGGCUGGAUUCAAACUAUCUGUGCUUUAGUCUGCUAGUGACACAUGCAGGUAGCUUUUCAGGAAUUUAAUUUGGCCAUGUGUGGAUUGCAGUCUUGGGGAGCAUGGAGGAAUGAAGAAGUGGUUAUAGCGUUUUUGUGCACAUCAUGUAUGGUUCUUGACAUGGUUGAUUGAGUAACAGUGUAACAAACAUUCUCAUGUGUUAGAAUAUUUCCUAUUUAAGGCCAUUGGGUCAGAGGAAAGAGACUGAAUCUCAGGGUUUCAUCUGGACAUCUUUAACUUGAGUUAUAGUGCAUGCAAAGUGAGUGCAAUCGGCAGUUAAUUCUGCACAUUUUAAGUGAAUGUUUUGCUAUGAUAAGAAGGAAUAAGUCUGGGCUUGAGAUACAUCCCAGAGGACUUUGUCAUCAGCAGAGGCUGAGCUCUGUAGUUUUUACAGUCUAGUCUCUUAGUUUAAAACUUCCUGUUUUCCAGUUGGCUUUAGUGCACAGAUGUCUCAAGUCUUCCCUCUGUUUUCUCAUUGUGUCCAACCUCCAUUCUGCCUACUUAGAGCACAGUAGCCACUAGCCUUAAUCCUGAUAUCCUAAAGAUCAAACGAUUCUUUGACUUUUUACCAGGGUUCCGGUCAAAAAACUUUCACAAAAACGUCAUGGAAUCAGUAAAGAUCAUUCAAGGUUUUGGAAAAGUCAUAACAUUUCUUUUGUGUUCUUCUACAUUGCUAUAGUAGUCAUCCGUGACUAACCUUUCAAGUAAUGAAACGUAAUAGCAAAUUUGUUUUCUGUAGCUGUCGUAACAUAGCUCUAAUAUGCGUCGACGUGUGACGUUUUAUUAACCAUCACUAAUGUUUCUUCAUUUUCUCCGUGUUCCUUCUCUCUAUUCAGUCAUGCUAGCUAGGUGAAAUUACAUUUGGUUAUAGUUUGAAUCUGAUGUUCAACCCUGAAAAGUCAUGGAAAAGUUUUUUUUUUUUUUAAAUUCCAUGAAAAUGUGUGGGAAUUUUUGUUUAAAAAAAAACAAAAAACAUCUUGUCAUAUUUGCUGAAAUUAUCAACACAUCUUCUCAGUAGUGCACAAGACGAUCUGUGAAUUAGAGUUCCUGGUCAGGUAGUGCUUCAAAUAGCAUUUUUGAGAAUCUUUUGUUAUUGAACAAAAACAACCAAUCAGAGUGGAGGGGCCUCUUUCACUGUUGCUCCAGCAAUUGGGCAAAGCUUCAUUCUGUCACAUCUGUUUACAGCAUGACAGCUGAGUCACAGAGUCUUAAUUUACAGCUAAACAGUACACUAAAAUGCAUUUCUAGGCACAAAUAGGCAAUGCAGUAACAGAAUCUUGAUUUAUAUUUAAUCAGUGCUGCCUAGUUUAACAGUUUGACCACAGUUCACGAGCAGCGAUCGACAGCUGCGUUAAAGACUCCACGUAUCUGACAGGUUGUUUUGGUUCAUAUAUGGCAGAUUCUUGCAAAUGCCAUUUGAAGCACUAUCAGUAGCCAGGAGAACAUGUUUUUUUUUCACAGAUUAUCUGUCUUUCAUUUUAAACAUCCAUUUAUUUAUUUUAUAGUGCAGUAUGA
Molecule: messenger RNA, 4914 nt
Organism: Plectropomus leopardus (leopard coralgrouper)
Lineage: Eukaryota; Metazoa; Chordata; Actinopteri; Perciformes; Serranidae
Gene: irf2b
Product: interferon regulatory factor 2b
Biological process (GO): immune system process; regulation of transcription by RNA polymerase II
Cellular component (GO): nucleus
Molecular function (GO): DNA-binding transcription factor activity, RNA polymerase II-specific; RNA polymerase II cis-regulatory region sequence-specific DNA binding
Source: RefSeq, a predicted model, not a curated record